This is a messenger RNA of Miscanthus lutarioriparius, 468 nucleotides long. Lineage: Eukaryota; Viridiplantae; Streptophyta; Magnoliopsida; Poales; Poaceae. The record is from the annotation of a GenBank genome assembly.
AUGGGGCAAUGCCGGGCAGGCGCGGCGGUGGCAGCGGCAACGCUGUGGUGGCUUACGGGGUGCGGUGGGGCGGUGUGGCUGGAGCUGGCGACCACGGCGAUCAAGUGCCUGUCCGAGGAGAUCCAGUCCAACGUCGUCGUCAUGGCCGACUACUCCAUCCUCUUCAAGGAGCACCCCAUCCGCCCCAGGGUCUCCGCCAAGGUGACAUCGCCUUUCGGAGACGUCCUGCAUCACGCCAACAAGGGCCGGUCGCUUUCCCCACCAGCCAGAAUUCCAUAUUCAGCAAAAGCCAUCCAUGAGAACUUGCUCUACCUUAUAUUGAAAGAAGCAGACUUGCGAGACCUGAGUGAGUGGAAACAACUGAAGAUCACAUGGCUGAGCCUUAUAUCCCUCGCUGUCUGUAUCGCAGUCUCAGUUUUGCAAUUGUGGCAUCUCAAACAGUUCUUUCGAAAGAAGAAACUCAUCUAG